AUGGCUGCUGACGAAGAUGGGAAUUCGUUUAUGAAUAUCUUAAACCUACCAAAAGAAGUGUUUAACAAAAUUCUUUCUUAUAUACGUUAUAAAGAAGUCAGCGAAAUACGACUGGUUUGUCAAGCAUUUAAUAGAGGAGCCCAAGCUGUGCUUAAUCAAGGGUUUGCAAGAGUCGAUAAAUAUCAUGCAUUGGUGCAAAGGCAGAUUAAAGGACAGUUACCUCGUCGUGAAUCAGAAAGACGUAAUCAUCAUUUAGCACGACAUGUUGAUAUAUUAUCAGCAAUUGAGACUCGUUUAUCUUUACUUGGGAUGACUUAUCUCCGUUACAUUGACAUGGGUCUUUGUUGUUUUAUUCCUGGAAAGGUUCUCGAUGAGUUAUAUGAUAUUCUUCGCACACUUCAGUGUACAUGUCAACUUCCACGUGCUCAUGAAUUUUUGCAAGAGCUCAGAGAUAUAUCGUCUAUGGCGAUGGAGCAUUUCGAAGAAAAAAUUGUGCCUUCAUUAAAACAAAAAAUGCCAAGUGUUCGAUUAACACUUGGUAAUUUUAAUGUCAACACAGAACCUGAAGCUGGAUCUUCAAACGUGAUGGUUCCAUUGAAUAAUUCUUCCUCUGGAUUAAGAUCAACUUCACUUCGAGAGGAUAUCACCAAUAUAAAUUCCUUGGUUCGAUCACAAGAUGUUACCUUUUUCUUUAAGAUGUUGAAAUUAUUUUCUGUUUUGGAUAAAGAUUUUGUUUUUCUUUUAAUCAUUUUUCAAUCAUUUGUGUUUGAAUUUCUUUGA
Messenger RNA from Acanthosepion pharaonis, 780 nucleotides. The record is from the annotation of a GenBank genome assembly. Lineage: Eukaryota; Metazoa; Mollusca; Cephalopoda; Sepiida; Sepiidae.